CAGCGCGCUCGCGUCGCAGGAACGCUCCACGCUGCGCUGCCCGCCGCCGCGCCAACAAGUGACACAAUUUGGGUUGGGGUAAAGCGGCCGGCGCUUUCGGGCGGUGUACACGUUUCGUUAGCUUCUCUAUUUUAAAAACUACUUGCUUGACGAUAUCCGGGAAGGGACCGACCGCAUCACCGCGGCGUCGACUCCACACCACUGUCACUCAUUUUCGAUGCAGUCGACCUGCGUACGCGUCGUUGGUCGCUUCGCGCGCACGCGCGUCCGCCUUUAUGCACUUAACACAUUUUUAUAGUUAAAAGUUUUAAACGUGCAGAGGUAAAUGAACUUAUUAUAAACAAAGUGCCUUUUUCAACCAGAGGAUGUAUGUUACGAAGAGGUGAUAUUUGUGGUGCCAGUUGAUAAUUUAUAGUUACCAUGAGCGGGAGGGAAGGCGGAAAUGCAGUUCCCUCUUCAAGUGCAGCGGGCGCGAGCGGCAGCGGAGUCACAGGGGUGACGCGCCGCGGACGAUGUAAGUGGUUCAACGUCGCGAAGGGCUGGGGGUUCAUUACCCCUGACGAUGGCGGACAAGAUGUUUUUGUACACCAGAGCGUGAUCCAGAUGCCAGGCUUUCGAUCACUGGGCGACGAAGAAGAGGUUGAGUUCGAGUGCAAGGAGUCAGACAAGGGGCUGGAGGCGACACGUGUCUCCGGGCCCUCGUCCGUGGACUGCCAGGGAUCACAUCGACGCCCGCUCUCCAAGAAACGGUUCAGAAAGAUACGUUGCUACAACUGUGGCGAGUUCGCUAACCAUAUAGCUGCUAAGUGCAGCAUCGGCCCACAACCAAAGAGAUGUCACAACUGCAAGAGUGAGGAUCACCUCAUUGCCGAUUGCCCAGUAAAGGUGGAAAAGAAGAAGGACGAAGGCAAGAGUAGUUCAAGCAGCUCCCAGGGCGGGCAGCAGGACAGUCCCCCGCACGCGUAACUCCAUCACGUACUAUAUUCCAGCACCCGGCGAAACUUGGACACUUUCUAACGGCAUUUCUUCGCUCUUACUUUAACUAUGUUAUGACGUUUCGACAACUUUAGACAAAGCUUAUUUCCGUCUAGAUAUUCCAUUCCAAAUUGAAAGGACCUAAUGGAAUUACCAGGUUUUACUUCAAAAUAUUUUCAAGCGACCACCAUCAUCUGAUGUUAACAUUAUAAGGACACAUCUACCUCACUAUAGUUACAGAUAAACUAUACAAAUAAGUACAAGACUGAUUGGUACAAAUCCAUAAUUCUAGUACAAACUAUACAAUAUUUACUUUUUAAAUAAUAAUUUUAAUGAUAGUAAUUUUACAAUCUAAGUUUGCAAACGUAACGUAAGUACAAAUUUUAUGUGUUCGAGUGACCUUAAUUCUUUUACGUAUAUAUUGGUGUUUAUCCAAAGUUAAGUGUGUGUUUAUUUUAUUAUUACUUUGUUGCUUUAUUAUAUUAUGACCAACUUUAUGUUAAUUCUAGCUCAUAAUUAAGAAAACGACAAGUUAGAAGUAUUACAACUGGCUAUGAAAUAACAUAAAAUUGUAAGGGUCUUACAUACGCUUAACUCGGUGAAGAAGUAAUAACUUGAUACCUACUAAAAUC
Molecule: messenger RNA, 1607 nt
Organism: Helicoverpa armigera (cotton bollworm)
Lineage: Eukaryota; Metazoa; Arthropoda; Insecta; Lepidoptera; Noctuidae
Gene: lin-28
Product: protein lin-28 homolog
Exons: 5
Coding region: 421-966 (181 amino acids)
Biological process (GO): pre-miRNA processing
Cellular component (GO): cytoplasm; nucleus
Molecular function (GO): mRNA binding; zinc ion binding
Source: RefSeq, a predicted model, not a curated record